AAAAUAUUAGUAAUGUCUUUGUGUCCCAAAUGAAUGAAUUUGAAGUACAUCUUCCAUAAGUUUCCCACAGCAGCAGCAAAUGCACAAGUUCAGUGUAAUAUGCAUAACCGAUGCUCAUACGUCCUCCACUUCGCCACCGCCCGCUUCCGCCUUCGCCUCCGCCACGUCCGCACCUUUAUAAACGCCAGAAUCAAAUGGGUCCGCGACCCCUAUCUCGACGCCGCCGUAGAGAGAGAAAAAAAUCUCAAAUCCCUACACUCUCUCAAAAACCUCAUCCUCUCUCACCCAUCCCAAUCUCUACCGCUCUCCGCCAUCUCCCCUCUAAAACCCCAUCUCGGCCUUCCCACCACCGCCGACAAAUUCAUCGACAACUACCCCUUCAUCUUCAAAAUCUUUCUCCCGCCAAACAGAACCAAUCCCUUCCCCCAUGUCAAAAUCACCCCUAAAGCUCUCUCCGUUCACUACGACGAACUUCUGCACCUCAACAUGUCGCAUUACCGAACCGAUGUCGCGCAGAGAUUAGCGAAGCUCCUGAUGAUCGCGCGAGCUGGAAAGCUUCCGUUGCAUUUGAUCGAUAUCUUCGGUUACGAUUUGGGAUUGCCUCAUGAUUAUUUGCUCACACUGUUGCCUGAAUUCCCGGAUUAUUUCCAGAUCUGUGAUUUAGGGUUUAGGGAUUCGAAUGGGGAAAUUGUUUUUGGAUUGGAGCUGGUUAAUUGGAGAAACGAUUUAGCAAUCUCAGAGAUGGAGAAAAGAGGGGAAAGCGGAAUGCAGAUGAAGUAUUCGAUGAAUUUACCGAGAGGAUUCGAUUUACAGAAAAGAGUGCAAGAAUGGGUGGAAGAAUGGCAGAAUUUACCAUACAUUUCACCAUACGAGAACGCGUUCCAUCUAUCUCCAAACAGCGAUCACGCAGAGAGAUGGACGGUGGGCGUGAUCCACGAGGUGCUGAGCUUGCUGGUGACGAAGAAGACGGAGAGGGAGAACGUGUUCCGAUUGGGGGAAUUUCUAGGGCUGGGGCGGGUGCGGAUGAAGAAGGCGCUGGUGCAUUUCCCGGCGAUCUUCUACGUGUCGAAUAAGAUAAGAACACAGACGGUGGUGUUGAGGGAGGCGUACAGGAAGAAGCUGAUGAUGGAGAAGCAUCCAUUAAUGGCGAUAAGGAACAGGUAUGUGAGUCUCAUGGAAUUGGUUUUGAGAAGGGGAAGGCCGGUUAGAGGGGCAGCUGUUCGUCGCAGAGAGAGAGGGAAAACUUGCUUGAGAGUUGUCACCAAUAGGAAGGAGGACUCGAAUCGAUGGAGGAGAAGCGAUGAUGAUGAUGAUGAUGAUGAUGAUGAUUGAUGAGCAUUUCUUUGUUUGAAAUAUGUGAUGAAAAUGGAUGUGAAUUAGUUCUUGCAUGCAAUCGCAAGUUCGCAACUAUGCUGUUCAACAUCAUCUUUGAGCAUUCCUUAUUUUUUUCAUCUAAAAUUCUGAUAAAGAUUUAUCUGUUUUUUAAUUCAUGAUUUUAUA
Molecule: messenger RNA, 1500 nt
Organism: Salvia miltiorrhiza (redroot sage)
Lineage: Eukaryota; Viridiplantae; Streptophyta; Magnoliopsida; Lamiales; Lamiaceae
Product: protein WHAT'S THIS FACTOR 9, mitochondrial
Exons: 1
Coding region: 34-1332 (432 amino acids)
Molecular function (GO): RNA binding
Source: RefSeq, a predicted model, not a curated record